Messenger RNA from Symphalangus syndactylus (siamang), 5122 nucleotides. RefSeq names its product EPM2A interacting protein 1 (gene EPM2AIP1). Gene Ontology annotation, biological process: positive regulation of glycogen biosynthetic process. Lineage: Eukaryota; Metazoa; Chordata; Mammalia; Primates; Hylobatidae. The record is from RefSeq and is a predicted model, not a curated record.
AUGUGGAUGACGCCCAAAAGAAGCAAGAUGGAAGUCGACGAGGCUCUAGUUUUCCGGCCGGAGUGGACCCAGCGUUAUUUGGUGGUGGAGCCUCCGGAGGGCGAUGGGGCCCUGUGCCUGGUCUGUCGUCGCCUCAUCGUAGCUACCCGCGAACGCGACGUCAGGCGCCACUACGAGGCUGAGCACGAAUACUACGAGCGGUAUGUGGCGGACGGCGAGCGCGCGGCCCUGGUGGAGCGUCUGCGUCAGGGCGACUUGCCCGUGGCCUCCUUCACUCCUGAAGAGAGAGCUGCUCGUGCAGGCCUCGGGCUCUGCCGCCUCUUGGCCUUGAAGGGUCGCGGCUGGGGUGAGGGGGACUUUGUAUACCAGUGCAUGGAGGUAUUGCUGAGAGAAGUACUGCCCGAGCAUGUAAGCGUCCUGCAAGGCGUUGACUUAUCUCCAGAGAUCACAAGGCAGAGGAUCCUGAGCAUUGACAGGAAUCUACGCAACCAGCUUUAUAGCCGAGCCAGGGACUUUAAAGCCUAUUCUCUUGCUUUGGACGACCAGGCUUUUGUGGCCUAUGAGAACUACCUCCUGGUCUUUAUCCGCGGUGUAGGCCCUGAGUUGGAGGUGCAAGAAGAUCUUCUGACCAUAAUCAACCUGACUCAUCAUUUCAGUGUUGGUGCGCUCAUGUCGGCAAUCCUAGAGGCCCUGCAGACAGCAGGGCUUAGCUUGCAGAGAAUGGUUGGACUGACCACGACCCAUACUUUGAGGAUGAUUGGUGAGAACUCAGGACUCGUCUCAUACAUGAGAGAAAAGGCCGUAAGCCCCAACUGUUGGAAUGUCAUUCAUUAUUCAGGAUUUCUUCACUUGGAACUGUUGAGCUCCUAUGAUGUAGAUGUUAAUCAGAUCAUAAAUACUAUAUCCGAAUGGAUAGUUUUGAUUAAGACCAGAGGCGUUAGGCGACCUGAAUUUCAGACUUUACUAACUGAAUCUGAAUCAGAGCAUGGCGAAAGGGUUAAUGGACGAUGUCUGAACAAUUGGCUUAGGAGAGGGAAAACUUUAAAACUAAUAUUCUCUCUAAGAAAAGAAAUGGAAGCGUUCUUGGUUUCAGUAGGGGCAACAACAGUCCACUUCUCAGACAAACAAUGGCUGUGUGACUUUGGCUUCUUGGUGGACAUUAUGGAACACCUUCGAGAACUCAGUGAAGAAUUACGAGUUAGUAAAGUCUUUGCUGCUGCUGCGUUUGACCAUAUUUGUACUUUCGAAGUUAAGCUGAAUUUAUUUCAAAGACAUAUUGAGGAAAAAAAUCUAACAGACUUUCCUGCCCUCAGAGAAGUUGUUGAUGAGCUAAAACAGCAAAAUAAGGAAGAUCAAAAAAUAUUUGAUCCUGAUAGGUAUCAAAUGGUGAUCUGUCGUCUCCAAAAAGAAUUUGAGAGACAUUUUAAGGACCUCAGGUUCAUUAAAAAGGACUUAGAACUUUUUUCAAAUCCAUUUAACUUUAAACCUGAAUAUGCACCUAUUUCAGUGAGGGUGGAGCUAACAAAACUUCAGGCAAACACUAAUCUUUGGAAUGAAUACAGAAUCAAAGACUUGGGGCAGUUUUAUGCUGGAUUGUCUGCUGAAUCCUACCCAAUUAUCAAAGGGGUUGCCUGUAAGGUGGCAUCCUUGUUUGAUAGUAACCAAAUCUGUGAAAAGGCUUUUUCAUAUUUGACUCGAAACCAACACACUUUGAGUCAGCCAUUGACAGAUGAGCAUCUCCAAGCCCUAUUUCGGGUUGCCACAACUGAAAUGGAGCCCGGUUGGGAUGAUCUUGUGAGAGAAAGAAAUGAAUCUAAUCCAUAAGGCUUUGUAGUACAAGAUUGAAAAACUCAACAAGAAUUUAAUUCUAAAAGCAAAAAUUGGUUUGAGUUUUCAAGUUUACUAAUUUGGAUUAUGAGAAAGUACCAAGUACCAGCCGUCCAAACUGAUCACAAUUAAAAUUCUGACAGUUGCCUUUUUUUUCAUCUCAAAUGGCAGCAUGGGACUGAAACAUGAGAAUGCCACCUUUUUUAAAACUUAGUUUAGUGACAAAGUCAUUGUCUUUUCUGAUAUAGUUAAUUUUAAAGAGAUUUAGUAUUAAUGUGAGUUGAAUUUGCAGUCUGUUUUUUAGGUGUUCUGAAGAUACAUGCCAAAAAUUUCAGCUCUUAUUUUAAUGGAGUGUUAAAAUUCUGAUUCAUAUAGUCUUAAAUUAUCAACUCCUUAAAUGUGCUUUUGAACCAAUUUGCAGAAGCUCACAUAGCAGGUUCAUAAGUUUCCGAAAAGGAAGACCAUACGUAACAGUGGAGGUGUUUUGUCUAACUAUCAAAAUGUUUGAGACUUUAUUUUAAACAUUUCUGAGUCCCAAGGUAAUAUUGACAGAUUUCUUCCCUUUUCCCUCCCCAUCACCCACCUCAGUGAUACCACAUUACUGAUAGAGGAAGUCAUUAGAAUCAUUUUUAAGUUUCUGAUAUAGGAGACUUCCUGCAAUUUGGAGAUAAGACUAAUUAUUGGGGGUUGGAUUUUUUUUUUUUUAUAACUGGGGGCUAUUUUAUCAGCUUGCCUAUUAAAAGGACUAUGGUAAGUAUAGAAUCUUAAUGGUUGCCAGUUAGUAAUUCUUUUUUUUUUACUGUAGACACAAGUUUGGCCCUAUCAAAAAGGAUGAGGAAAAAAGAUUGCACUCCAGGAUUAGGAGGUGUGAGAUAUUUUAGCUUUUUUGUCUUAUCUGUGUGGGUGUUGCUGCUUUAUUUUAAAAAAUCCUGCCUAAAGUAAACACUUUGUUUUAAAAUGAUACAGUAUCAGAUUUUGUUAGAUGCUAGAAAUGGAUUUAUUCUAAAAUUUGAAACUGUCGUACACAUUCUAUAUUUAAGAUAGCACACAAGUAGAAAUAUUUAAAAGCAAUCUUAUUCACAGAUUGCAGUAAUUCUGUAUUUCUAUUAAGAUAAUCUGCUUUGUGCCAAAACAGUAAUUUCCAAACUUCUGUUAACCAUGAAAAGGCAAUCUUAAUGUUCACUAUGUAAAACUAAUUAUAAACAGGACCCAACUUAUGUUCAUAGAUCCUCUUAAGUAUUAUACAGUUUUAAAACUCUUGUUCCAAAGUCCUGUCUUAACUAUUGAAACACCUUAAUCUGUGGUUACUAAUCCAGCAAAUUCAAGGAACCAGGCUAUAACUGAGAAUUUAGAUGGAAUUGAUGUCUGGGUAAUUAAAAUAAAUGGCACAAGAGCCUAAAAACCAAAGUUGUGCCAGUGGCUUUCAACUAGGGGCAGUAACCUGGGCUUCUGUUGGCAUUUAAGCCUAAAGACAUUCAUCCCCUGCAGUGCAUGGGACAGCCUGGCACAAUGAAGAAUUAGCCCUCCCAAAAUGUAGAUUAUUUUAUUUCAAGGGAUAGGGCAGAUUACCAUUAGAGGCAAAAUUAAAAGUGCAAGCUGGGCAAACUGACAGAAUACUAGAUAGGAGAGAUUAAUUCCAACCUUCUAAAUUUGGCUGGUAAAGUGCAAUAAAGGCAUUGAUAAGUUCUGUUAGCUCACAAUAGCACUUGUAAAUCAGGAAUUAAUAAUUGAAUCAGAUUUAAGGGCUCUGUCCUGUUAUACAUAUUUAAGGCAGAAAAAAAGUUAUAUGUCAAUUAGGUACUUAUCAAGAAUGGUCAAGCUGAGAUUUUGGUUAAUAGAGUAAGCUUACAUAUCUAGAAAAACAACAUAGUGGAAAACCGAAAAAAAAAAAGAAAAAUCUACCGAUAAUUUCCCAAUAGCUUUGAAUAUUCACGGCAGAGCUUUAUUACUUGAGAGAAAGAUUGGAAGACCUGAAAGCCACUCUUGUUUCUAACCCCAGUUCCUUAAAUAUUGAAAUCUUGUACAUUUUGUGAAAUUCCAGUAUGUUUUGCUUCAGGUGUUAAUAAAAUUAGUUUGCAUCAUGUAGUCAUUGAGUGAGGGGGAGAUAUAAGCCAAGGAUUUUAAAUUGGCCCUUAGCUAUAGAGAAUUUGCUAUAAGCUAGUCUUGUUUGUUAAAAAGAAAAAAAGUGUAUUUUACUGUUUUCUGUAUUAAGUAAUUCUGUAACUGCAUGGCAGUCUUUUUUUUUAAAAAUAAAUAUAGUUGUUACUGGUCCUGUUGUAGCAGUGAAUAUAGUUAAAAUAAGUACCUUAAAAACAAAAAAAACUCUUAUGUCCUUACUGGUUACUGCCCUAUAGCUCAUUCCUACUAGUUUUCUUGACAAAUUUGUAUUCCCAGUGUCCCGUAUUGCCACUCAAAUUGCUCUACUACUAUGCUAAGUCCUUGUUAAUUGUCUUACCCUCCUUGAAACACUUGAUUACUUUAGCUUUGAGGAGAUACCAUCUCCAGGUGUGCUUUCUUAGUCUGCAGGCACCUCUUCCCUUCAAUAUCUGUUCUUCAUAUUUUUUUAAAAAUUUGUUUUAUACUGCCUUGUUCUGUGUCAUCUCGCUAGUUGAUCUCAUUUCCUUCCAUGGUUUCCUUACCAUUUGUAUGCAAAUGACUGUCAGAUUCAUAUCUCCUUUCUAGACCUUCCCUAAUUGAUAUAUCUAAUUGCUGACAAAUCCUCUUUGCUGUCUCAGGCACUACAUGUCAUUGAUCUUGCCCCCAAAUCCUGCUCUUCCUCUCAUGUUUCCUCUUUCACUAAAUGGCAUUACCACUACCAACCAUUCAUUUGUCCUUUUUCCCAAUUCUCCAAUGCUACCAUUUUAAUUUAGGCCAUCAACCUACCUAAAUUAUAGCAACAGCCUCCUUAUUAGUCUCCCUGUUUUUUAUUUUUAUUCAUUUAUACACUACAACCAAAUUGCUCCGGAAGACUUACUGAUCAUAUCACUGCACUGCUUUCACCAUUGUUCUUAGAGUACAAUACAAAUUUAUCUUCAUCUUUAAGGUCUCACUAUGCCACUUCAUCUAGGAAACUUCCUUCAUUGAUGCCCUCUAGAUUAGGUGCCCUUAAUAUCCAUUCCCUAUACACCCUGUUCUUUCCCAAACAUACACUUGGCACACUUUAUUGUUCCUGCUUAUUGAUCACUGCUAGACUGUAAGCUUUGUAAGGGCAGGGACCAUAUAAGCCUUGUUCACUGUUAUAUCUCUAGUGCUUAGCACAAUGCCUGGCAUUUCAAUAAACGUUUGGACAAACGAA